UGCGGCGCAUGCGCACAAGCUGCUUAGUCUGCGUGUCAUGUUGAUGAAUUCUAAAACUGUAGUCAACAUGUCCACCGCUGCUGCUCAACAAAACAAUAACGAGGAGCCCGGGCUUCACGGCUCUUGGGUAGAGCUGAAGCUAAAUGGGAACACGGGGAACCCGGGCGUGCAGACCAGUCUUCCGGAGACAUCCGCUGCGGACCAAAUAAACGCGAAUGCUGGCAUGAGUCAAACUCUGCAGACCUUGGAAGAUGUGCCCGAGAGUGAUGAAACCCUGAUUGGAGGACUGGAGCAUGUGCCCUCGUCCUCCUCGAUCCACAAUGGAGAUAUGGAAAAGAUUCUCCUGGAUGCACAACAUGAAUCCAGCCAGAGCAGUUCCUCCUGUAAUAGUCCUCACAGGCCACCGAGUCCAGAUCAGGAUGAAGGUCAGAUAACCUUUGAUGUGGAGAUGCCCAGCCCAAGAGACAGUCAGUCAGAAGACGAUAGUGCAGAGAAGUACAGAGAGGAAGACAUCCUAAUGAACAAAGAAGUAGACUGGGUCGCCGACUGGUCCAGCAGACCAGAAAACGUUCCCCCGAAGGAGUUCCACUUCAGGCACCCGCGGCGUUCAGUGUCUCUCAGUAUGAGAAAGACUGGGGUCAUGAAGAAAGGUGGCAUAUUCUCCACUGAAUUCCUCAAAGUCUUCAUCCCUUCCUUACUCAUCUCACACAUUCUCGCUCUUGGCCUCGGGGUGUAUAUCGGGAAAAGAAUUGCCACAGCCUCCACCAGCUCUUACUGAAUACAGGAUGCAGCAGUGCCUGGAUGUUCUUUUGUCUCCAAGUCUCUCUUGUAGUCAAGCUAUCUCUCUGCUAUCUAUUGUACGCCCGCAUUUGACUUCCAGUCAGCAUUCAAUUCUGUCACAGCAUAGAUGUAGUUGUAGAGUUAUACACAUGACAUAACGUGGUUGCACUCCCAUCACAUUUGGACACAGGGCAACGUCGUACCCAGCAGCCGUCACCAACUUCUUCCCCCAGUAGAUGAAAGACCUUGUUAGAGCUGCAAAGUAUUAGUCAUUCUGUUCAAAUCAAAGAUAUGUGACACGGAUUUGAUGUUAAGGGGCUUAAGGGUUUCUCUACUUAUUUUGAUGUUAUUUCAUGAGAAAUCUGGACUUCUCCUAAGCGGCAUCUCUCCACUGUUGUCACAGUUGGCCGGAGUGUGCAAACAAAAAAUAUGAGCAAUAUUCACAAAGCAACAAAUUGAAUUGGCUCUGGGAGCAGAGGGGACUUUUACCGCCUUAACUUUUUGAGCUUAAUAUUCAAGGUGCAGUUAUCUGAGGGGAAACGGAUGAUACUGCACAGUGGGAUUGGUUUUCUAAAUCACACACGUUUCUAAGGAAUUUAAGUUGUAUCAUGUUGACUCCUGAGGGUUUUCUUAUUAAAGCUUAGUUUUUCUCGAAGGUUGGAAAGCUUACACAUUGAUCGAAUGAGGGGUUGUUUGAGUAUAUUAUGAUACUGGAACAAGGGGUGAAUGGCUAUUUACCAGGCCAUAUGCUAUUUUUAUUUGUUUUUGCCAACAUAUCUUCUUUAAAUUAAUAUAGAAGCAAUGGCAAAGUGCCAAAUUUGUAUCCUUCACCACUGCACAUUGGUGAUUUAUCUUAGACUGUUUUUCUUAAUUUUCUGAUAUGUUUAGAUAUUUUAAAAUGUAGGUGUGAAAAUAAGAUUUAAGCUGUGAUCUGCCCCAUGUGAUGGAAAACCUUUUGAAAUGGUAUGCUUUGUUUAUACAUAGAUAUUAAUGCAUAUUAUGAAAUUAUUCCCUAGCUUUGUUGCAGUGUGUGUAAUGUGUUUUUGCUGUCGUUUAAUUGCCGAAGCGUCAGUGACAGAAACUACCACAGAGGAAAGAAUUUCCACGGGCCUCAACGAAGUGUGUUGUCUUGCUUUUAUGUAGAAUACACUGUGCAAUCAUGUCACAUCAUAUGAUACAAUAAAACAUGCCCAGUGUGUGUAGAACCUACAGAACAACUAGA
This is a messenger RNA of Gasterosteus aculeatus aculeatus (three-spined stickleback), 2002 nucleotides long. It is a transcript of the gene bnip3la, whose product is annotated as BCL2 interacting protein 3 like a. NCBI's taxonomy places the organism in Eukaryota, Metazoa, Chordata, Actinopteri, Perciformes, Gasterosteidae. Gene Ontology annotation, biological process: positive regulation of apoptotic process; mitochondrial outer membrane permeabilization; defense response to virus. The record is from RefSeq and is a predicted model, not a curated record. Gene Ontology annotation, cellular component: mitochondrial envelope; endoplasmic reticulum; nucleus.